Messenger RNA from Brassica oleracea var. oleracea, 848 nucleotides. RefSeq names its product formin-F. The record is from RefSeq and is a predicted model, not a curated record. Lineage: Eukaryota; Viridiplantae; Streptophyta; Magnoliopsida; Brassicales; Brassicaceae. The transcript has a single exon. The coding region runs from base 212 to 703 and encodes 163 amino acids.
GCAAAUCACUAAAACUCUGUAAUCCAAAGGUUUAAAUAAUGAGAAUCAAAUAGGUUGACAAAAAAAAUGUUAACACGAUUGAGGACGUAUGGCUAGCGACAAUGUCAGAACAAGUCACAUAACAAGUGUCAUCUAACUAGACUCCAGACCUUCCAACUAAGCUUUCUCCCAAAACUUAUCUUUACUUUCUCGCGGUUUCUCUUACACGAAAAUGUGCUUACCAUUUCAAUUUAAUAGAACCAUUCGUUCAUCAAGAAAGGUAAAGAAAAACAUGAACACAAACGAUCAUGGCCUUACCCUCUUGAGAUUAGUCUUCAUAUUUUCUCUUCUUUACUUCCCUUACUUAGCCAUAUCUGAAACGCCGUGCCCGUAUCCGUGUUAUCCGCCGCCCAUGGGCGGUGGCUCCUCCACGACUCAACCACCACCAUAUCCUCCUCCAGCCUUUAACUAUCCUUAUCCAGCUGGAAAUUUACCAAAUUACCCUUCGCCACCAUACAUCGGGGGAGGCGGUAGUGGCAGCUUCUAUGGUCCUCCACCGCCGGAUGCUAUCUUGCCUUACUUCCCCUACUACUUUAGAAAACCUCCUCACCAGACGGAUCAAACAUCCUCGUCUCCACUUGUGGCUGUUUCAGGAAAAUUGACGGUGGGGAUCAUAGCCAUGGGAAAUCUUGUGGUAGUUGGAGUUCUCUGUAAUAUUUGGUAAUCAAGUUAAUUACUAAGUAACUAUUGCUAAAACCUUAUAUGUGUAUGAAAAUAUAUUAUAAUAUAUACUUCAGAGGUCUAAAGCAGAAAAAGAAGUUGGCUUAAGAGGCUGUGCAGACUAUUCGUUAGUAGUUCUUUUAUUAUCA